Messenger RNA from Eupeodes corollae, 5476 nucleotides. Its product is annotated as protein stoned-B. The transcript has 8 exons. Gene Ontology annotation, biological process: regulation of endocytosis; clathrin-dependent endocytosis; synaptic vesicle endocytosis. Gene Ontology annotation, cellular component: AP-2 adaptor complex; synaptic vesicle. Gene Ontology annotation, molecular function: clathrin-cargo adaptor activity. Bases 1 to 3867 code for a protein of 1288 amino acids. NCBI's taxonomy places the organism in Eukaryota, Metazoa, Arthropoda, Insecta, Diptera, Syrphidae. The record is from RefSeq and is a predicted model, not a curated record.
AUGGCGAAUCCCUUCCUUAUGAUGGGUGAUGAUAUGGACGAUGGAGCCGAUGCUGCUGUCAAUCCAUUCUUGAUGCAGGAUGGGCCUGAAGAGGCAGCUGAAGAUUUCGACAAUCCCUUUGCUGGACAGACGAACCCGUUCGCAUUUGGUGAUGAUGCCGAGGAGGAGGUUCCGCCAACAACAGUUGCCACCACAAUGGCUGACAUCUUUCAAACUCAGCAGCAACCUGUGAAAACAACCAAUGCAAGCGCAUUUCAGUCAAUCGACCCAGCGAUGAGCUUCUUUGGAACAACUAUCGAAGCCGAUGACGAUGCCAUGGAUCCUAGUUCAGAAGAGAGUGCAAAGAAAGGGCCUCCUCCAAGACCAUCGCCCCCUUCACAGCAGACACAAGAUCUCAUCUACUCAGUAUCCGAUCAGCUUGACCAGGCCAGUUCCCAGUUGCUUGGCCGACUUCCAGCUACCAGAUCACCAAGUCCAGUUUCAAUGCGGGAUCUCCACUCUCCAAGCCCAACGCCGGACUCGGGUUUGGCAGAUUUGUUGGAUGUAUCAGACAGUGGAUCUUCAGCAACUCAAGGCUUCGAUAUGGACUUGAUGGGUAGUAGCAAUGAAAAUCCAUUCGCUGCUCCUACCUCAAUUCCAACGAUGCAACCAGCAACUCCAAUGCAGCAACAGACUAAGGCCUUGCCACCUCGACCACCACCGCCUAGACCAGCACCACCUAGGCCAACUCCACCAUCUAUUCCAGGAGCACCUCCGAGGCCAGUUCCUCCACAGCCAGCCAACCAGCAGCAGGCUAAGGAGCCUGAUGAUCUAUUCGACAUGUUUGGAACAACAGCUCCACCAAAACCACCACCGCCAAAGAGCAAGGAGGAUAUUUUGAGUUUGUUUUCGAAACCCUCCCCUCCUCAACCAGCGCAACAAGACUUACUCAGUGGAGACAUCGUUUUAGAUCCAAUGCCAGAUGGUGAGCAGAAAUCUGAUGAGGCGGCUCCAACAACACCACCAGCUACUGCUGAAGCCGAACCAAGUCCAUUAAUUCAGACUGAGGCUCCUGCUGAAGCAGCAACCGAAGAUCCAAUCUUUUCAUCAACUUUAACGCAUCCAGACGAGAGUAGUCAAGACAUAACCAGCCACCCACAGUCAGCUGAAGAAGAAUCAGCCGCUCCCAUGAGCACCAUUGCUCCAGAAAUUCCUAAGAUGAGGGCUCCAACUCCGGACAUAGAAAUAACCACCGUCGAAGAUUUGCCUCGAUCCGACGAUGAAGAAGAACCCGAACCUGUACCUGCACCUCCUCCGGAAAUUGUUGAGACAGAACCAGAACCGGAACCAGAACCAGAACCCGAGCCUGAAGAAGCCGACGUGGAAAAGGUGGUCGAAACUGAUCACAGUCCACCAACAGAAUCGAUUGCCACUACUCAAGCUGUUCCUGAAUCUCCAAUCGAUGCCAACUCCAGCUAUCAGGCCAGUGAACCAGAGCAAAUGGACACCGGGCUAGACUUUGCUCCACCUUCAGGUGCCACUUCAGCCAAUCCAUUUGCAAGUCCUGAUGCCGAUGAAGAGACUUAUCCACAACCAACAGUUGUUACAAACAUCUUCGCUGUGGAAGAACCUGCGAUCACUAAUAUCUUCGCAGCUGAUCCCGAACCAGCUGUGAAUAUCUUCGCUGCUGAUCCGGAUCCUGUUCCAGUUGUGACAAACAUAUUCGCUGCUUCCGAUGAGUUUGACGCCUUUUCAGCUAAGUUUGACUCGGUGAAGAAAGACAACGUGAGCUUACUGGACGGAUUUGGAGGAGGGAUUACGCCAACCAGCACCGGAGGUGGAGAUGCUUGGGGUGAUACCGAUGAGUUUGGAGCUGUUACUCCUGCAGCCCCCGAUGAUGGAUUCGGCACCGAAGAUGGCUUUGAUCCCUUCUUGGCAAUGCAGGCUCCAGAGCGCAGUGAAUCUGUUGAAUCUGUCGACAAGGAAUUCAGCGUUGUUAUUCGACCUAAGGCUGAAAAUGCUCAUGGCGUGACUCCAGCUCUGGCACCACCACCACCACCUCGUGGUUCACAGAAUAACUCGGUGAAUUCAGGAGACUCUUCACCACGGGUAAAUCCAUUCGACAAGGGUGAAGAGGAUACCGGCUUCCCAGCACCGGCAGUAGCACCAGAUCAGGUACCACCUAUGCAACGCACAGACUCACAAGAAACUCCACAGACUCCUCUCUUCGAUGAAGACGUUUCGCAACCACUAGAAGAUUUCCCGCGACUGAACUAUGUUGGACCAGGAUGGGAAAUGCAACUCCGACAGCCGAACAAAAAGAAGAUAACAGGUCAGCGCUUCUGGAAGAAAAUAUUUGUAAAAAUGGCGAUACAAAAUGAUGUACCUGUUAUCCAGCUCUUCAAUCAAGCAUCAGACAAACAGCCUUUCCAAGAGCUACCCCUUCAGCCAUCAUAUUCCGUGUCGGAAGUCGGUGCACAGCAAUAUGAUCAGUUCGGCAAGAUCUUCACAAUGAAGCUUCAAUAUAUCUUCUAUAAGGAACGACCUGGUGUGCGACCAGGCCAGGUUACGAAAGCCGAACGUAUCACAAACAAGCUCAGUCAGUUCGCCCAGUAUGCCAUCGCUGGGGACUAUCAGGGAGUGAAGGAGUUCGGAAGUGACUUGAAGAAACUCGGUCUGCCAGUUGAGCAUGCUCCACAAUCUUCACAGUUAUUCAAGAUCGGCUCAAUGAACUAUGAGGAUAUGAAACAGCUGUCGAUUUGUAUUGAAGAAGCACUCUUCAAGAUCUCUGCUCAUCGAGAUCGGGCCCUGAACUACAAAAUGGAGGAGGUUCAAGUCACGGCUGUGGAUGAAAUCUACGUCGAGCAGGAUUCAGAAGGAAAGAUUCUUAAGCAAAUUGCAAGAGUAAGACUGUUCUUUUUGGCCUUCUUAUCAGGAAUGCCAACAAUCGAACUUGGCAUGAACGACAUGUGGCGCCAAGGCAAGGAAGUGGUCGGACGUCAUGACAUCAUUCCUGUUGUGACCGAAGAAUGGAUUCGUCUGGAAAAAGUAGAGUUCCAUAAUUCUGUGAACUUGGAAGAAUACGAAAGGACCCGUACUAUCAAAUUUCAGCCACCAGAUGCUUGUUAUAUUGAGCUCUUCCGUUUCCGAGUCCGCCCGCCAAAGAAUCGGGAGCUUCCACUGCAGUUAAAGGCCACGUGGUGUGUUACCGGUAACAAAGUGGAACUGAGGGCUGAUAUAUUAGUGCCAGGCUUUGCAUCGCGCAAACUUGGCCAAAUACCAUGUGAGGAUGUAUCUAUACGAUUCCCAAUUCCGGAAUGUUGGAUUUAUUUGUUCCGCGUAGAAAAACAUUUUAGGUACGGUUCUGUCAAAUCCGCACAUCGUCGUACGGGAAAAAUCAAGGGUAUUGAAAGGAUUCUGGGAACAGUGGACACCUUGCAGGAGUCUCUAAUUGAAGUCACCUCGGGCCAGGCCAAGUACGAACAUCAUCAUCGGGCUAUUGUCUGGCGUUGUCCGAGACUUCCAAAAGAAGGACAAGGAGCCUACACAACUCAUCAAAUGGUCUGUCGAAUGGCACUUACUUCCUAUGACCAGAUACCAAGUGAAUUAGCACCAUUUGCUUUGGUUGAAUUCACUAUGCCAGCAACACAGGUUUCGCAUACAACUGUUCGUUCAGUUAGUGUUCAAGAUUCAGAUAGUGAUGAUCCGCCAGAGAAAUACGUUCGAUAUUUGGCAAGACAUGAAUAUAAGGUUGGUAUAGAAACAACACAUGGAGAAUCAACAAAUGCGUAUUUGGCUGCCACCAGACCUAUUAAGGAGGCACCUCCAUCACCUCAGCCAGCUGCUUCACCAAUGCCACCAAGUGAUUCUGAUUCAGAUUCAAAUUAAGAACAACAAAUAAUAACUCGAUAAUUAUGACAAGUAAUCAGCAAAAGAUAAAUUAAUUUAUCAUAAACUAUAAACAAAAUUGUUAUAAAUGUAGUAUUAUUAGCCUAUCAUUAAACUCACCGAAUUAAAAGAAAAAACAAAAACUUUCAUUAAAAAUUGUUGUUUUAUUAAAAAAAAACAAAAAAUUAUACCAUAUUAUGUAAUCAUAAAAAAAAGAAUAUUAAUGAUAAAUGAACAUCGAAGCAAUAGUAGUUAAUAUUAAUGCUUAGACAGACAAAAAUAAAUAAGAACAAAUCGAAUAAGCUGAUUUAUCAAGUCAUUAUCAUCAUCAACAUCAUCAAAAAAGCAAUUCGAAAGCUAAAUCGCUUAUUAUAUCUGAUUUUUAGUCAAAACUAGACUUAUAAAAUAUUUAAAAAAAAGUAAGAAAUUAAAAUCAAUUUUAAGUGAAAAAUGUUGCCCGAUGUAAUUUAUUAAUUUACGUGUGUUAAAAAAAAGAACUCUAGAAAAAUACAUCUGACUCAUAGAUAUUUUGGACAAAAUUAGAUCUUUCUAUAAGCAUAACGCCAAAAAUCCAUCAAAUUGAACUUAGAACCAAUUUUGGCUUAAGUAGAUACCAUAUACUUAAGGACGGUCUACAAUAAUUGCCCUUUAAUCAUCUUAAGGAAAAUGUUUUUCAUUUUAAUUAUCCUUGAUUUUCUCCUGCAAUGUACUUAAAAUAUCGACAUAUUAGUUGACAAUAAGCAUUAACAAAAAAGAACAUACAAAUACAUAUUUACCUAUUUAAUAUAUGUCCUGAAACAAAAAAUUAAAAAUAAAAAUAUUAAUUAAAUAAUCUCGUAUGCUAAUGUGUGGAAUUGUUAUUCGGUUAUAAAUUAUUAUGGAUCUAACUAUAAAAAUUAAGAAACAAAGCAAACAAGGACGACAACAAAAGAACAUUUAAACCUUAUAAAUUGUAUAAUAAAAACAAAAACAUUAACUAAACUAAAAUAAAUAUUGUUUUAUAUACAAAUUUUAUUUAACUAGUACAAAUUUUAUUUUUCUGCUUUCCUAAUAAAAUAUAUUAUAAUUUAAAAUAAAAAAUAAAACAAAGCUUAAAUUAAAAUAUAUUAUAUUUAAAUUAUUAUGUAUAAAUUAAAUAACAAACAAAGUGAAUGUAAGAAACGAUCUAAAUUUAAGUAAAAAAAUAUUUUAAAAAAACAACAAAAGAUAUUUAUAAAAAUAAGUAUUAUCUAUACGUAUUACAUACAAAAAAAAAACAAAAAUAUGUUUUAUUGUUUUAAAAUAAAAACAAAUAAAUUAUUUCCGUUGUUGACAUAUUUAUAUUAUAUAUACCUAAACAUUUAAAACAUGCUAUGUUAAAUUCUUAAAUUUAAUUAUUAUUAUUAUUAUCAUUAAAAUAAAUUAUAUUAAAAAAAAACAAUGUAUUAUUCUAAUUAUAUUAUAAAUAAUCAUCUCGCUCUUAGUAAGUUAAUACUGUAAAAAAAACAAGAAGAGAUAUAAAUAAUAUAAUAUACUCCCGACACUGCAGCUUGCAGCAUAGAAUAUACUUAAAGUUGUUAAUAAAUUGAAUACUACUCGUAUGUGUGGUAGUCCUGUAAACAAAUUGCAA